GCCGUACUUUGCAUCUUUGGCGAAACCUAAAAAACAAAAACAAAUACCUUAUAUUUUGUAAUUGAUUCUUGUCGUAUAGAUGCCCCAAUUCAGUUCAUCCCAAGUUCCCAUUUUAAUCUUCUCCCUUCUCAUUAUCCUUCUUUGCUCAACGCAAACACAAUGCCACACCAAAGGUCUACGAUUACGACCAAGAAACCAGAAGAUUGUGAACUCGACGAGUCAGACACAAAACCCUGAAGAGGAAUUCUUGAAAUGGGUUAGAUACGUUGGGAGCCUCAAGCACUCUGUGUUCAAGGCAGCCAAGAACAAACUCUUCCCUUCGUAUACACUCACGGUUCAUAAGAAACACAAUAAAGGUGACUUCACUAAAAUCCAAGACGCCAUUGAUUCUCUCCCUCUCAUCAACCUCGUUCGUGUCGUCAUCAAAAUUCAUGCUGGAGUUUAUAAGGAAAAGGUGAACAUACCUCCAAUGAAGGCAUUCAUAACAAUAGAAGGAGAAGGAGCAGAUAAUACAAUAGUGCAAUGGGGAGACACAGCACAAACGCAUGACCCAAGAGGCAAUCCCAUGGGCACAUUCAACUCUGCCUCUUUUGCCGUCAACUCUCCUUUCUUUGUCGCCAAGAACAUCACUUUCAAGAACACGACCCCUGUCCCCUUGCCAGGGGCGGUUGGAAAACAAGCGGUGGCAUUGAGAGUGUCAGCUGACAAUGCUGCGUUUUUUGGGUGUAAAAUGCUUGGUGCUCAAGACACUCUCUAUGACCAUUUAGGAAGGCAUUAUUACAAAGACUGUUACAUUGAGGGAUCCGUUGACUUCAUCUUUGGCAACGCUCUUUCUCUAUAUGAGGGGUGUCACGUGCACGCGAUAGCGGAUAAGCUAGGAGCAGUGACGGCGCAAGGGAGGAGCAGUGUGCUAGAGGACACAGGAUUCUCUUUCGUGAAGUGUAAGGUGACAGGGACAGGAGUUUUGUACCUUGGGAGGGCAUGGGGUCCCUUCUCAAGAGUCGUCUUUGCUUACACCUAUAUGGACAACAUCAUCCUCCCUAAAGGCUGGUACAAUUGGGGCGACCCUUCACGCGAGAUGACGGUGUUCUAUGGACAGUACAAGUGCACGGGGGCAGGAGCAAACUAUGCAGGGAGGGUGGCUUGGGCAAGAGAACUCACUGAGGAAGAAGCUAAGCCUUUUAUUUCUCUUAGCUUCAUCGACGGCUCUGAGUGGAUCAAACUCUAACCAUUACUCUUUUCUUAAUUUUUUUUUCACUCUUUUUACCUAAUUAAUAAUGUACAUUUUACCAAUAAAAUAAAAAUACUUUUAAUUUUUUUUCACAUAGACCUCAUCUUCUUAUAUGAUAACUCAACUUUUGAUUUUU
This is a messenger RNA of Eruca vesicaria subsp. sativa (arugula), 1367 nucleotides long. The record is from the annotation of a GenBank genome assembly. Lineage: Eukaryota; Viridiplantae; Streptophyta; Magnoliopsida; Brassicales; Brassicaceae.